Messenger RNA from Rhea pennata, 5003 nucleotides. RefSeq names its product C-X-C motif chemokine ligand 12 (gene CXCL12). Gene Ontology annotation, molecular function: chemokine activity. The record is from RefSeq and is a predicted model, not a curated record. Gene Ontology annotation, cellular component: extracellular region. Bases 235 to 630 code for a protein of 131 amino acids. Gene Ontology annotation, biological process: defense response; immune response; chemotaxis. The transcript is spliced from 5 exons. NCBI's taxonomy places the organism in Eukaryota, Metazoa, Chordata, Aves, Rheiformes, Rheidae.
AGGAGCCCUCGCUCUUUUUGGUUCCUUUCCAAACAUUUUUUAACAGAGGAAGGAUGUAAUAACAUGCCACGGGCAAUAAAUCACAGGCUGGCUACUCCCCCUGGCUCCCCUCCCCCAGCCCCAGCGAUCCCGGCCCCUCUAUAGAGGCAGGGGAGGAGGGGACUGCAGCAGAGCGCCGCGGCCGUCCGUCCCCGCCGUCCGUCCGUCCGUCCCCGCGCCGCCAGCCGCCCCAGCAUGGACGUGAGAGCCCUGGCGCUGCUCGCCUUCGCCCUGGCGGUUGUCUGCCUCUCGGAGGAGAAACCCGUCAGCCUGACUUACCGAUGUCCCUGUCGAUUCUAUGAGAGCAACGUGGCAAGAGCCAACAUUAAGCACCUCAAAAUCCUCUCCACACCCAACUGCUCCCUUCAGAUUGUUGCAAGGCUCAAGAACAACAGCAAGCAAGUGUGCAUUGAUCCCAAGUUAAAGUGGAUCCAGGAAUAUCUGGAGAAAGCUUUAAACAAACCACGUCAUCGCACUCAUAAAAAAAAGCAACAGAAGAAACGGGGCCUACUCUGCCCUUCCCGUGCAACACCACAAAAGUCUCCAGGGAGAAAGAAUGGAGGUUCAAGAUGUAAGAGGCAAGCAUUGUAAGCCGUCUACAGGAUUUCUUACUGUAGGACCCAGAGAGCAGAUAACCAGUAUUAGGGAAUGAAUUCAUUUCACAGUUAUCAUGCAACACAAAAGCAACGCUUCAUGCAUUUCCAAGCUUUUUUCUUCUUCUUUUUUUUUUUUUUUUUUUUUUUUUUUUGCACAAAUGGGCUUGCUUUCACAGUGCUAUUUUCGUGUAGUAAGAUGUAUUUGUUUUGAGAAAAAUAUCUUUUUAUGCAGGUUGGUUUAUUACCUUGCACUGAGGGCAAAUAUGAAUUUAUACUAACUCUAUGUUAUUAUAUAACAUUUUGUUUCAUUUGCUAUGUAGAGGUUCUGCUUUAUUUAACUUUCUUUUGGUUCAUGCAAGUCUCCUGGAGGUUUAAACCUAGAAGGACAUGAACUGUACAGUGCAAUGAUGUUGUGCAAGAAGUGGUGGAGCUCCUUGCCCCCAAAAAUCAGUGAGGCCAGGAACAUAGGAAAGCUCUAAAAAGCAUCAGACAUCGAUAAAAGUGAACAGCAUUAUCAUGGGUAGUGAUUAUAGGUAUUUUGACUAAGGGAUGAAACUGAAAGCUACAGGGCUAAAGCCAUGGGCAGUUGGGUCAAUACAUAUCUGCUAUAGCAAGGUGCUGGUACAUUGGUUUGUAGCAGCUGAGUGUGUUAGGAGUCACAAUACUGAUCUGAUGUCACCUGGAGUUUUCCUAUGUUCCUGUGUUUCUGAUGAUAAGUUUUGGCACAAAAAAAUAAUGUUUUUUAAAGAUCUAACCAUGUGAUCAUGUUGGAAAUUGCUGGAGCAGUCAGAGAUGCUGCCAUGCACCAGGUGUCUGUUAUCACCCAUCUGCAGGAGGUAGUUUCAGCUAGCCUGGCUGGCUUUGCACCAACGUAAGAUGGGGGUGCAUUGACAUGACCCUUCAUCAGCAAUGCUGUAGCCUGUUACCAAACAGUCACAAGUAUGUGAGGGCAGUAACAUCUUUGAUUGCUCUGGAUAUAUCCAAAAGAGGAUGUCUGGCCAUAUCUUUGGAGAAAAGAGAUAUCUGGGGCAAGAGAGAAAAUAGUAAGAAUCAGCUCGUUUUGCCCAAAAAAGUGGUAUUUUUUAGGUGUGGAAAUGAAGGCAAACAGUCACUGUUCACCAGCAGAGAUGGUUCUGUUUUCUUGUGAAACAAAUAUGUCUUCUAGAGUUUCCCAUGCAAAGUACACCCAGGGAGAAGCACCACCACUUCUUUCACCAACCCCCUCUGUCAGCCAGAAAUUGCUUUCUGUCAAUUCUUACCUGUAUAAACAAAUGUCUUUGCUGUAUAACCUAUGGAAAAAGACACCUGAAAUACUGCAAUAAUCAUGUUAUGCUGUGCAGUGAGAUCUGGGGGAAGCACACAUUGAGCUUUAUGCGGCACAGUACUUAUAUUUGUAUGUAUCUGCAUUUGUGUUUAUUGUAAAACAACUGUAGCUGUCUAACAUUGUAUGUUUUUGUUGGGUGGGUUGCUUGAAAAGGAAUCUUCCCUCUUAUCUGCAGCAUGUGUCAGGAACACUGAAAAGGAUGUUUCACUAAUCACUCCCUUUUGUGGCAGGCAUCUUUAAUGCCAAAGAGCUGCUUUGGCUAGACAGGGACUGCCUUAUUUUCCAUGUGGAUUCAGGUAACAAUCUUGUAAGUAUUUUCCUGUCUGCAAAAGGGUGCUAUUACAGAGACCGCUUCAGCUGGGACCACAUUGCCUCAUUUGCUUUUAAGUAGAAACCAAGUAUCGUGCCUAAAAUUUGUGGGUGUGAGUUUGUCUUUUCCUCUAUUGUUAUCGUUACCAAGCUGGUGCUUUAAGUGUCAUUUUAUCUCUGUUUUGAAAGGUCUAGUACCACUGUUCCUGGGGAGAAUUUGACUGUUGAUUUCAGUGGGAGUAGGAUCAGAACAUCUGCUAUAGGAGUAAAGGCAGAAAGAACUUGUAUAAGAAAACCAGACUCUUUUCUAUCUUCCCUGGACUGCACUUUAUAUCCUAGGGUUCAUCUCCUAUCCUCACACGAGCAUCUGCAACUGCUAAUGGUUUGCCAAGAGACUGACAUGUGAGUGUGGAAGCCAAAAAUGACUUUGGGGAAAGAUGGAAGAAUUUUGGUUCUGAUACAGAUGUGAAGCUUGUCUUUCUCACACCCGGAAGGGGCAUUCUUCACAUGUGCUUGCCAUCCAGCAACAGCUCAAUGUCUGAUCUGUUCCUAUUGGAGUCAAUGGAGAAUUAAAUAAUCCUCUGUUUUUGAUUCAUCAGCAUACCUUGCUGAUGAUAGGGGACAUGGAGAUUUCAUUUGUAGGGCUUUCCUAGCCCUAGACUGGCUUUCCCUUAAAAGCAGCAGUGAAGAAGAGAAAUCACCAGUUCAGGCUUACUAUCUGAACAGCCCACAGUAGAGGGUAUGAUAUUUGGGCACUCAAGCAAGAUUCUGCAUUUGAGCGUAUGCCUGGCUAUCUCUUGUCUUUCCACUCCUUACUAAGGUCUCAAAUUUAUUAUAUUUCAGACCUCAGUACUACAAUGGCCUGAUGGGGUGGUAAAUGUGGUUGCAGAGCCUUGACAGCCUUCUGCUCCAGUCCCCACUAACAGGAAGUGCACUGGGAUCAGCAACAGCAGGGAAUAGUGUCUGGGCACAUCCCCGCGUUGCAGCCUGAGUCACUGAGAUGGGCAGAGCUGGAGCACCCUGGCCAGACCCCUGACUCUCAGCUCUAGGCAGUAUGUAGGUGGUGUAGGUACUGCAGGAAGAUGCCUAACUUCCUCUUCUAGGGGCAGAUUAGUGGGCAUUUCAGGAGCAAACUGUGCUAAUAGAAUGGCAUUUGUUGCCGUGAGAAAUGCUUAAGUCCCUGAAGGGAGGAAAAGGACUCCCUGCAUGGCUAAGAAGCAUUAACAGACAGGAGACGAUUGCGUGCCUUAUUGGCCUUCUGUCUCUGGCAUUUCUUGGGAAUCCCAUGGUGUGGCCUGGCCCCUGAGACUCCAGUGCUGCUGAAGAUUUGUUGCACACGCCGCUAAGACCCCUCAGUGAGUGGGGCUGCUCCUGGGGGCUGAUUCCACUUCCUUUCUUUGCCUGGAGCACAGUUCCCCUGGAGCAAGCCUAAGUACAAUGUGAAUGCAGGGGUGGAGCAGGCCUGGCCAGGAGUCACUGAAGACUUACCUAAGUGAGAACCUGCUAAAAGCUCUCUCUUGCUUUCAUCCAAGCUAUAACCUUGAGAGGGAAGCUUUGCUUUCUGCCUAAUGUGAUUUGCUGAGAACCAUUGAAUCGAGAAGAGCAGCCGUGCUCUUCACACUAGAGAAAUCAGUCACUAGGCUGCUUCAAGCUUCUUGCGCUAUUCUAUGCAUUAAGCUCUAUUCCUCACAUGCAUGCCGUAGUCUUAACAGGUUUUGAGGCAGCACCAACAGAAGCCUGCUUGGGAGAGCACUAGAUUUUCCUUUCUGCUUUUAACUGUGGACCAAAGAGCAAAUCAGGGAAAGGAAGGAUGGGGAGAUAGGAGUGAUGUAAGGGCCAGAAGAGGUAACACUGAACCAGCACUGAAAGAAUAGAUUCCAUAAAUGAGAAGUAGUCACGUGUGCUGUUUUCUGAACUGCAGCUGUUUAAUCCUAAGGUGGUGAUUGUUGUUUGUUUGUUUAUUUGUUUGUUUUAAAGAAGAAUCGAUGGUAUUUAUUACUAUGCCAAAAUGUUUUUAUUUAUACUAGCUUUACACUUGUAUAUAUGAAUAUCUUAUCUGAAUUCUGCCUGUGGAAGGAUGAAGAUGACUUUUUGAUGUGUUUUUAACUAAGGUGUUUGAUCAUAGGUGACUGUUCAUUAGUCUUUUGCAAUGAGGGCUAUAUUCCACAUUAAAUGCACACAUCUUACUGAAAAUGAAGUUCCUGUAGAAGUUUUUGUUGCUAUUUUUCCAUUGUCAUACUCUAGAGGAUCCUUUUUUUCUCUGGCAACUUGUUUUGAGUGAUGCAAUUAUAGUAACAAGGGGCUUCGGAGAACUCUUUACCUAAAGUCUGGAUUUUUUCUCUACUAACUCUCUACUCUUGGCUACACCAAGCCAAAUCUUGCCCACAAACAUGAAGCUCUGAUGGCUACCGAGAAGAAAGUAUUUAUCGUGAUGAAAGGGCUGCAUGAACCUCCCAUCUUCCACUCCUAAAGAACUCAGUGUUGUCAGAAUGUGGUGUAUACUGUAUUUUAUAUUUUUAUUAAGUAAAAAGAAAUAUCUUCCCAAAUAAUGUGAAAAAAAGCUUUUGUAUUUGUUUUUCUGUAAGGCAGCUUUUAUGGAGGAGUUAUAUUAUGCUUUUGAAAUUACUUCUUUGAUAGAAUAUUUUGCAAAUAAACACAUUUAUAUUGUUGUAAUUUCUCUGGUAAAUGUGUAUGCACUUAAAAUUUUCUUAAUAAAAAUGUCUAUCUAAAUCAAA